AAAGGACUUGUUUCUCUUCGGGCACAUUUACCCAGCGCACCUUCAGAAAGAAGCGCCGCAUUUCUCACAUUUUUACUAGUGUGGCUGCAGAUGGCGACUACAAAGGUUCCUGAGGUUCGUGACAUUACACGGAUUGAAAGAAUUGGAGCCCAUUCUCACAUCCGUGGCCUUGGUUUGGAUGAUGCUUUGGAGCCAAGACAGGUGUCUCAGGGGAUGGUCGGCCAGCUGGCCUCCCGUCGAGCAGCUGGGGUCAUUCUGGAGAUGAUCAAAGAUGGCCACAUUGCUGGCAGGGCAGUGCUGAUUGCUGGCCAACCUGGCACAGGAAAGACCGCCAUCGCUAUGGGCAUCGCCCAGUCUCUUGGCCCGGAUACACCUUUCACAGCACUGGCUGGUAGUGAAAUCUUUUCUCUGGAAAUGAGCAAGACCGAGGCACUUAGCCAAGCUUUUAGAAAAGCCAUCGGAGUGAGGAUCAAAGAAGAGACAGAGAUUAUUGAAGGAGAGGUGGUGGAAAUCCAGAUUGAUCGACCAGCCACUGGAACAGGUGCGAAGGUGGGCAAGCUGACUCUAAAAACUACUGAAAUGGAGACAAUAUAUGAUUUGGGCAACAAGAUGAUUGACAGUCUCAGUAAAGAGAAGGUUCAAGCUGGAGAUGUCAUUACCAUUGACAAAGCCACUGGGAAGAUCAGCAAGUUGGGUCGCUCUUUCACUAGAGCCAGAGACUAUGAUGCCAUGGGAGCCCAGACACAGUUUGUACAGUGUCCAGAGGGUGAGCUUCAGAAGAGGAAGGAGGUGGUCCACACAGUGUCCCUCCAUGAGAUUGAUGUCAUCAACAGCCGCACACAAGGCUUCCUGGCUCUGUUCUCUGGAGAUACUGGAGAGAUCAAGUCUGAAGUUCGCGAGCAGAUUAAUGCCAAAGUGUGUGAGUGGAGGGAAGAAGGCAAGGCAGAGAUCAUUCCAGGGGUGUUAUUUAUUGAUGAGGUCCAUAUGCUGGACAUGGAGUGUUUCUCCUUCCUGAACCGUGCUCUGGAGAGUGACCUGAGCCCAGUUCUCAUCAUGGCCACUAACAGAGGAAUUACUCGAAUCCGUGGCACAAACUAUCAGAGCCCUCAUGGUAUCCCCAUCGACCUGCUGGACCGCCUGCUCAUCAUCGCCACCUCCCCUUACACGGAAAAAGAGACGAGGCAGAUCCUCAAGAUCCGAUGUGAGGAGGAGGAUGUGGAGCUCAGCGAGGAGGCUCACACCGUCCUCACUCGUAUCGGCAUGGAGACGUCACUGCGCUAUGCCAUCCAGCUGAUCAGCACUGCAGGACUGGUGUGUCGUAAACGCAAGGGGACAGAAGUUCAAGUGGAAGACAUUAAGCGGGUUUACUCUCUGUUCCUGGAUGAGGCCAGAUCCUCUCAGUACAUGAAGGAGUAUCAGGAUUCCUUCCUCUUUAAUGAAACACAAACAACUUCCAUGGACACCUCAUAAUGAAGAGGACUGCUUUGUUUUCUUACUCUGUGAAGUUUUUAUGUUGUCCAUCGUCAUGGGGUUGGAGUCGAUUCAGAACUGGAUAUUGCCUAAAUUUGAAUUCGGCAUUUAUUUACACUUAUGAAAUUCACAAAAUUUCUCGAUAUUUCUCUUCUAUGUUUAAUUUUACUUUGUUUGAAUUCAGAUUUUUGUACUUAAAUUUGACUUAAUUCUGAAUUUACCACAAUUCUGUUCAUCACUGAGGCCUUGUGGCAGGAAAAUCCAUUCCUUUUGUGUGUUUUUCUUUACAUGGUUUAUUUUUAUGGAAAAUGAUUAAACAGGCUUUUAUAAGCAUA
Molecule: messenger RNA, 1805 nt
Organism: Acanthochromis polyacanthus (spiny chromis)
Lineage: Eukaryota; Metazoa; Chordata; Actinopteri; Pomacentridae
Gene: ruvbl2
Product: RuvB-like AAA ATPase 2
Exons: 14
Coding region: 91-1470 (459 amino acids)
Biological process (GO): box C/D snoRNP assembly; chromatin remodeling; regulation of transcription by RNA polymerase II
Cellular component (GO): NuA4 histone acetyltransferase complex; Ino80 complex; Swr1 complex
Molecular function (GO): ATP hydrolysis activity; ATP binding; DNA helicase activity
Source: RefSeq, a predicted model, not a curated record